Molecule: messenger RNA, 699 nt
Organism: Echinops telfairi (small Madagascar hedgehog)
Lineage: Eukaryota; Metazoa; Chordata; Mammalia; Afrosoricida; Tenrecidae
Gene: CLRN1
Product: clarin 1
Exons: 3
Coding region: 1-699 (232 amino acids)
Biological process (GO): equilibrioception; sensory perception of sound
Source: RefSeq, a predicted model, not a curated record
AUGCCAAGCCGUCAGAAAAAGGUCCUUUUUUGCACGGCCGGGGUGCUAAGCUUUGCGUGCGCCCUGGGAGUCGUGACAGCCUUGGGGACACCGUUGUGGAUCAAAGCCACCUUCCUUUGCAAAACGGGGGCUCUGCUCGUCAACGCCUCGGGGCAGGAACUGGACAAGUUCACGGGCGAGAUGCACUACGGGCUCUUCCACGGAGAGGGCGUGAGGCAGUGCGGCUUGGGAGACAGGCCUUUUCGGUUUACUUUUUUCCCGGAUUUGCUCAAAGCGAUCCCAGUGAGCAUCCACGCCAAUGUCAUUCUCUUCUCUACGAUUCUUACCCUUCUCACCAUGGUGGGGACAGCCUUCUUCAUGUACAAUGCUUUUGGCAAGCCCUUUGAAACUCUGCACGGUCCACUAGGACUAUAUCUCUUGAGUUUCAUUUCCGGCUCCUGCGGCUGUCUCGUCAUGAUAUUGUUUGCCUCUGAAGUGAAAAUCCACCACCUUUCAGACAGAAUCGCAAAUUACAACGAGGGGACCUACGCCUACAAAACGCAGAGCGAGAGAUACACCACCUCGUUCUGGGUCGUUUUCAUUUGCUUCUUCGCUCAUUUUCUGAACGGACUCUUAAUCCGACUGGCUGGGUUUCGGUUCCCUUUUGCUAAAUCUAAAGACACGGAGCCGGCCGGUGCGUCUGCAGACCUCAUGUACUGA